Armigeres subalbatus is the source of this 947-nucleotide messenger RNA. RefSeq names its product trypsin-1-like. Bases 55 to 867 code for a protein of 270 amino acids. The transcript has 3 exons. Gene Ontology annotation, biological process: proteolysis. NCBI's taxonomy places the organism in Eukaryota, Metazoa, Arthropoda, Insecta, Diptera, Culicidae. Gene Ontology annotation, molecular function: serine-type endopeptidase activity. The record is from RefSeq and is a predicted model, not a curated record.
CCUUGCUCAGACUACAAUCAACCUUCUCAGUCCUCCAUCGAACAGUAGUGAACGAUGGCUUUCAAAUUCACGGUAGCUUUCCUGCUGGUCACCAGUGUGGCACUCGUGUCCUCGAGAUCCACCCCGAAAAUCGUCGGUGGAGAAAUAGCCACACGGCACGAGUUCCCCUACCAGAUCUCGCUACAGUGGAACUUCAACGACAGAGAUCUUGCACCGUUCCACUUUUGUGGGGGAUCAAUCCUGAACGAAAACUUCGUCCUAACGGCUGCCCACUGCAGGACCAAAUAUUCCGAUGACGGAUUCAUCGAAGUGGUUGCCGCCGAACAUGACGUAGCCGCAGUGGAAGGGCCUGAGCAGCGUCGUCGGGUGCAACGUUUUAGCAUCCAUGAAGGGUACGAUGCCGUCCAAGGGGUAAGUCCCGAUGACAUUGCUGUCAUACGUGUGGACACGCCGUUCGUGUUGAACGAUAAGGUGAAGGCCGUUCAGCUGCCCAAGCAGUUGGAACAUUUUGAAGGCGAUGUCAUCCUCAGUGGGUGGGGAUCCAUUUCGAAUACAUCAACUCCGGAUUAUCCGGAUCUUUUGAGGAAAGUCGUGCUUCCGCUAGUAGAUUUUGAACAGUGCUACCAAUUGUGGGGUUCCGAUAGUGUGCUGGUGCAGAGUAAUGUUUGUGCCGGGCCAAUUGAUGGUUCAAAAUCGGCCUGUUCGGCCGAUUCUGGUGGUCCACUGGUGAAGCAGUCCGGCGACGAGGUGACCCAGGUGGGCGUUGUUUCUUGGGGAGCCGUGCCGUGUGGAUCUCCAGAGCGGCCGACCGUGUUCGUUGGCGUUGCUUGGUAUAUCGAUUGGAUCGAACAGCAGCUCCGUGUGUAAGAAAGAGAAGGGACAUGCAAAUAUCUGUGAUGAAAAUUCGACUGGAUCGAAUAAUAAAAUCGUUAAUAGAAAACUGAAAA